GAGGUUUUUCUCUGUCCGGUAUUUUUGUUAGACAAGUGCCGCGUAGGGGCAGCAAGGGGACGACGCCGGAAGAAGUCUUUUAGACCAACAAUGGCCGUGACGGGGGAGAAGGACGUGGCCGCCAUGGCCCGACAGAUUGCAGAGAUAACACAGCGCGACGGCUGGAAGUCCGACAAGAGCGUAGUGCCUGACAUGCAGCGGCUGCUGGGAAAGCUUACGACUUUGAAAGUGGAUAAAGACCUGCUACAACGCACCAAGAUCGGCGCAGCCGUCAAUAAACUAAAGAAACACGACGACGAUAUUGUACGUGGAUAUAGUCAGAGCCUCACUAAUAAAUGGAAGAACGAGGUUGGCAUCGCUUCCUCCUCGUCAAUGUCCAGUCGACCACCCGAGAGACAGCGAGUACCUAGUCCAUCGCCGCCGAAACGAAGUUCAGGGGAUCAGAAGAAGCUUGAGAGCGCCAGAAAGAGGUUACAGGAAGGUUAUGCUAGUGAGAGAGCUAAGAGAGACUCGCGGACUGUACAAGUGCUGAGUGGCCCUAUCUCUAAGGGGCGGAGAGGUACAACAGUGUCCACCGCUCCGUCCAGAAGUUCAAUUAGCAGAGCGCAGAUGGUGCAGCGUCGACCGCUCUCCAGCGCGAACCACAGAUCGGGAUCGGCACCACCAGUGGCUCGUCGAGUGCUGCCGGCAUCGAGAGUGCAGCAACAGGCUAGACGUCCUGCUACCUCACUUGCUAAUAUGUCAGCGGAAGAGAGGCACCGACAACGCCAGCUUAAAUACAGAGCACUGUCAGGACAAGCCAGUAAUGGCAGUGAUAGUGGACGUCGGGAGCCUGAGCACGCACGGAGCAGUAGCAGUAGCACACAGGCGAAUGGCAGAGCGAGGCCUGGCUCGCGACCCACUAGUGCAUCAUCUUCGAGAGGUGGCUCCGCACCGAGAAAUCUUCCUCCCGCUCUGGAUGCACGCAAGGCCAUGCUAGACAAAAUGUAUCCUCGUGUAUGUGGCGUAGGCGCCGCAUCCACGGCCAGUACAGGCGCAACUAAGAAGAAAACUAGCACAGCAGCCAGGAGGAAGGAAGUGAACUACACAGAAGGACAGCGAGAGGUGCUGUCGUGGCUCAAGGGACUGAGUGUGGAUAUGAGCGAAUACGCUCCAGCUUUCUUUGAGAACGGCUUCGACUCGGUGAAGCUCCUCAGUACUAUCGAGAAGUCGGAUCUGCCGUCUCUGGUGCCCAAGAAAGGUCACCACCGUUUGAUACAGCAGGCUCUGGACGACUUGCGGCAUAAACACUCGACGUCUGCAGCUUCACAGCGCCGUGAUCGCUUUCAGAAGGAAUCACGCAUGCGACGUCGUGAUCCGUUUGAGGACGAAGACUCAGACGAUAGCUUUGUGGUAAGCGACGACGGAGAGUACCGUCCGGGCCACAUUGCUGCGAUGUUCCGCAAGAACCGAAAGAGGCAAUUCUCGUAUGACUCGGACGACUCGAUCAACAUGGAAGCCUCUUUCGACGAGAUCCAGAAGGAAGAAAAGCGCAGUGCGCUGUAUGGCGAAUAUGAAGACUUCCGAGAGGACAUGCGCAACAAGAAGAUGCUGAAGAAGAAGAAACAGUGAGGAUAGUCCUGUAUCCGGCCGGCACUUUGAGCGCUCGAAGGAUCUGCCUCUUGGCAUUCGGACAAUACACAACGUCGAUGGAAAAAUGAGUUAAAAAAAGACAUUAGAGAAUCACACCGCUCAUUUAAGUUGCAUGAAUAUUUUAUUACUCACGAACUUUCGAUGAAAAUGUCGC
This is a messenger RNA of Phytophthora nicotianae INRA-310, 1786 nucleotides long. RefSeq lists its product as hypothetical. The record is from RefSeq and is a predicted model, not a curated record. Bases 91 to 1611 code for a protein of 506 amino acids. Gene Ontology annotation, cellular component: nucleolus. Gene Ontology annotation, molecular function: DNA binding; histone binding. Lineage: Eukaryota; Oomycota; Peronosporomycetes; Peronosporales; Peronosporaceae. The transcript is spliced from 4 exons. Gene Ontology annotation, biological process: nucleosome assembly; regulation of DNA-templated transcription.